Molecule: messenger RNA, 2900 nt
Organism: Ictalurus punctatus (channel catfish)
Lineage: Eukaryota; Metazoa; Chordata; Actinopteri; Siluriformes; Ictaluridae
Product: putative proline-rich protein 21
Exons: 2
Coding region: 1122-2081 (319 amino acids)
Source: RefSeq, a predicted model, not a curated record
CUGUAGAUGCAUGACACACACACACACACACACACACACACACACACACACACACACACACACACACACACACACACAUAAUUAGGUCUAUUUCAGGUAUAGUUUGUAACCCUAUAUAAGGGGUACCUAUAUAAUGCACCGUAUAAAACAUCUCAUUCUGGGUUAUUUCUCUAUAACAUACAUCGUAAUAAUGUUAAUGCUUUUAUGUGAGGUCAGUAAUAUUUCACUGUUCUGUUGUGUAGAUGAUGUUCACUCUUCUGUUGUGUAGGUGUUGUUCAUUCUUCUGUUGUGUAGAUGUUCACCCUCCUGUUGUGUAGAAGCUGUUCACUGUUCUGUAGAUGGUGUUUAGUUGUGUAGAUGUUGUUCACUCUCCUGUUGUGUAGUUGUUCACUUUCCUGUUGUGUAGAUGUUCACUCUUCUGUUGUGUAGAUGUUGUUCACUCUCCUGUUGUGUAGAUGUUGUUCACUCUCCUGUUGUGUAGAUGUUGUUCACUCUUCUGUUGUGUAGAUGUUGUUCACUCUUCUGUUGUGUAGAUGUUGUUCACUCUCCUGUUGUGUAGAUGUUGUUCACUCUCCUGUUGUGUAGAUGUUGUCCACUCUUCUGUUGUGUAGAUGUUGUCCACUCUUCUGUUGUGUAGAUGUUGUUCACUCUUCUGUUGUGUAGAUGUUGUCCACUCUCCUGUUGUGUAGAUGUUGUUCACUCUCCUGUUGUGUAGAUGUUGUUCACUCUCCUGUUGUGUAGAUGUUGUUCACUCUCCUGUUGUGUAGAUGUUCACUCUUCUGUUGUGUAGAUGUUGUUUACUCUUCUGUUGUGUAGAUGUUGUUCACUCUCCUGUUGUGUAGAUGUUGUUCACUCUCCUGUUGUGUAGAUGUUGUUCACUCUUCUGUUGUGUAGAUGUUCACGGCAGGCUUCCUCCUUAUUUGGCUAUGUGAUUGUUAUUAAACCUGAUUGCGUCAUUAACUGCUGGAUGAUGAUCCGCUAAUGAUCUGCCGUCUCGUAUUUUAUUCCUCUUCAUCCCAUCUGAUCGGGAGCUGUAGCAGCAUUGCUCUUUCCGUUUUCUCUCGUCUUUUGCCUCAUCAUUUCCUCUAAUUGCAUCACUCUCUUCUUCCUGCAGACUCAAAAUGCUGUUAGCUCACCUCUCGCUCCCAUGCUGCUAUUUAUACACCACCGUCUCACUGUUAGCCAAGAGACCCGUGACCCAUACAUCCUCUCAUGUACACACCUUCUACACACCUUUAUACACAUUUACACACCUGCACACCUUUACACACCGUCCACGCACCUUUACACACCGUCCACACACCGUCCACGCACCUUUACACACCGUCCACGCACCUUUACACACCGUCCACACACCGUCCACGCACCUUUACACACCGUCCACGCACCUUUACACACCGUCCACACACCGUCCACGCACCUUUACACACCGUCCACGCACCUUUACACACCGUCCACGCACCUUUACACACCGUCCACGCACCUUUACACACCGUCCACGCACCUUUACACACCGUCCACACACCGUCCACGCACCUUUACACACCGUCCACGCACCUUUACACACCGUCCACGCACCUUUACACACCGUCCACACACCGUCCACGCACCUUUACACACCGUCCACACACCGUCCACGCACCUUUACACACCGUCCACGCACCUUUACACACCGUCCACGCACCUUUACACACCGUCCACGCACCUUUACACACCGUCCACACACCGUCCACGUACCUUUACACACCGUCCACACACCAUCCACGCACCUUUACACACCGUCCACACACCGUCCACGCACCUUUACACACCGUCCACGCACCUUUACACACCGUCCACACACCGUCCACGCACCUUUACACACCGUCCACACACCUUUACACACCGUCCACACACCGUCCACACACCUUUACACACCGUCCACGCACGUUUAUGCACCUUCUAAACCCCUUCUACAUACAUGUAUACACAUUUGCACACCUACACACCUUUACCCGCUUUCUACACAUCUUCUUCACAUCUUUAUGCACCUUCUAAACCCCUUCUACACACCUUCUAAACCCCUUCUACACACCUUCUAAACCCCUUCUACAUACAUUUACACACCUUCUACACACCUUUAUACACCUUCUACACAACUUUACACACCUUCUAAACCACUUCUACACACCUUUACCCUUUCGCACAAUUUUAUACACCUUUAUCCAACUUCUGUAUACCUUUACACUCCUUUACACCUCUACACACCUUUACAUAUCUUCUGCAAACCUUUACACACUUUUACACCCCUCUCCACAACUUCUAUAUACAUUCUACACACCUUUCCACACCGUCUAUACACUUUUACAGACCUUCUACACAUCUUACACACCUUUUAGACACAUUUACACACAUUCUAUACAACACACACCUCCUACAUACCUUUUUUACACAGCAACUAUAGAACUUUACACAACUUCUACACACAUUUACCCACCAUCUAUAUACCUUUACCCACCUUCUCCACACUUGAACAUACCUCCUACAUUAAUUUACACAACUUCAGUACACCAUUACACAACUUCUACACACUUUUACCCACAAUCUAUAUUCUAUUCAAUUAAAUUUUAUUUGUAUAGCGAUUUUUAAAACUGGACAUCAUCACAAAGCAGAUUUACUAUAUACCUUUACAUACCUUCUACACACCUUCUUAACCCUUUCUACCCACCUAUUAUACACUUUUACCUUUUCUUCUACACAUCUUUUACAUAACCUUUUUACACCUUCUACACAUCAUCUGUGCAAUAAAAGCAACAAAAUGUUCAGUUUGGUGUAAGAUGCAGAAUAUUUAUUUAUUUAUUUAUUUGACAGUUUCUCUGUAAUAAUAAUAAUAAUAAUAAUAAUAAUAAUAAUACUUUGUG